Messenger RNA from Owenia fusiformis, 3720 nucleotides. The record is from the annotation of a GenBank genome assembly. NCBI's taxonomy places the organism in Eukaryota, Metazoa, Annelida, Polychaeta, Sabellida, Oweniidae.
AAAAUAAAAGUGAAUUUGUUCUUUAUUGUACGAGCAUAUAUCCGGCUUGAACUAUAAAUGUUGACUGAUAGAUGAUCACGAUGGAUCGGUUGUGUAACGUAUGUGUGCUACUACUUCAUCUCAUUUGGUGUGCUGUUGGUCAUCAUUACGGACUUGGACCAACAAACGCAGACAUUACAAGUAUUCGGCUAACUAGGUCACGUGAAGGAAGAGAAGGUCUUGAGGGACAAGUCGAGUUGUACUUUAACAAUAGUGCAAUAAUGACACCCCAAUGGGGCGUGAUAUGUGGGGAUUUCGAUGAAAAUGCUGCCAAGAUUGUAUGUAGGGAGCUCGGUUUCCCAGUGGGCACUCGAGCAGUUCCACUUCUAGAUUCUCAUUUCGGACUACAAGAUAGGCAGACGUUCAUACAUCUUCCUCUAAAUGCGUGUGCGGGUGAUGAGGAAAGGCUGAUAGAAUGUCAACAUUCGCCCAUCCUGGAGGAACAUUGGCCCGAAGACAUUUCAUGUAAUCGUACGGACAUCCACAGGGAUAAUGAAGACGGUUCCAAGAACAUCAUUGGCGUCUCUUGUGGUUCCGAACCCGAUAUUGAAGUUCGACUUGUUGAUGGAAGAGACGAAACAGAGGGCAGGGUCGAAAUGAGUUACUAUGGUACCUGGGGUACUAUAUGUGACGACUCUUGGGAUGACAACGAUGCCAAGGUCGUAUGUCAACAGCUGGGUUUAUACCAGACCCAUGGCAAAGCAUAUAGCAUGAGGGCCGCCUAUUUUGGCGAGGGCCAAGUGCCUCACGUAUUUAUGAAUAAUGUUGCUUGUGAUGGGAUUGAAGAUAAAAUAGAUGAGUGUGGUCUUGUCAGGUCUGUGGGAAACUGCCUUAAAAGUAAAGACGCAUCAGUGUCAUGUUUGAGAGAACCUGUUCAAAAUAGGGUGAGACUAGUAGGAGGGUCAGAGUACGCUGGUAGGGUAGAGAUUUACCAUAAACUUAAGUGGGGAACUGUUAAGAAUAGCGACAAACCAUUCGGAAUCGACCAACAUGCUUCAGCAAAUUACUUCGAAAGAGUCAUAUGUAGACAGCUUGGUUUAACAACAGCGUUGGAGAGUGCUGUCAGAUACCGUGGAUCCCCGUUCGGUUACGGAUCAGAUAGAUCCUUACAGUACAUCAAAUGUUACGGAAAUGAAUCCACGAUUGACGACUGUGUACUUGAAUGGACGUCCAACCUCUAUUGGCGUGCACCAGGUUGGUUCCAUUGGUCAGACGCAUCAGUGUCCUGCAAACCACAUCCUUUAGAAGUGAGACUUGCUGAUGGUGCCACGGCAUCACAAGGUCGCCUUGAGGUUAACUUUAAUGGUAUUUGGGGAACCGUUUGUGAUGAUUUGGUAACUCCAACUGAUGCUAGAGUUGUAUGUAAGAUGCUUGGAUACAACGACGGCAGAGGUAUUGUCGUACCAAGGGGAACUUUCCCUCCAGGAGACGGUCUUCGAACUUGGAUCUCGGCGUUGAUGUGUGGGCCAUCUGACACGAUCAUCGAUAACUGUGACAGAAAUAAAUUAAAAUUUGGCAAGAGAUGGGCAUGUGACCAUUCUGAAGAUGUCGGUAUAGACUGUGACCCGCCAACAUCGAAAGAGUUGUGGAGGCUGGCCGGUGCAGGGGAAGGUGCCGGUGUGUUGCAAUACAACAACAAUGGCAUAUGGGGAAUAUUUACGAUGUUCAGUACUAGUACAAAGGCUUCACUCGCCCCCCUUAUUUGCGAAUAUUUUGGGUAUGAUCGCAAAAAUGCAAAGGCACUGCGAGAUUAUGAAUACUACGAUUCCAGCAAAGGAUUCCCUGUUAUUUCGAACCAAAUCAGAUGUUCAGCCCCUAGGAUUUCACUACGUGAUUGCAAACCAUCUCUUAGGACACCUUCAUACAAAGUAGCACAUAGGAAUAUGCUUAUCGUGUCAUGCGUGCCAGAGACAGAACCGGAGGAUACAAGAAUUCGACUAGUUGGUGGUGAAGAUGAUACUGAAGGUAUGGUGCAAGUGAGGGGUAGGGGUAUAUGGGUAGGGAUUGGAGAUUCUCCUACUAGUCAUUUUAACGACAAUCACGCUGCAGUAAUUUGUCGACAAUUGGGCUUCAACGAUACAUCAAAUGCUGCUUCAUUAAAAGAAUCCUACUUUUCUAAAAUGGAUGAUCCAAUAGUGUUACGGAUUAAAGAUAAGUUUUGUUCCCUGGAAACAAACAUGGAUAUCAGGAGAUGUACAUAUCCUGCCUGGUUCAUAGAUACAUUUCCAACUAUGGAUACUGCGGCUGUAUCGUGUACAAAACCAAAACGCGAAACGUUAAGACUUAGCGGGGGUUCUGAUUCGUUCGGUAGAUUGGAAGUGUUCUACAAGGGAGAGUGGGGGACAAUCUGUGCUUCAAACUGGAGGCAACAACAUUCCAUCAUUGCGUGCAGACAACUUGGCUUUGGCAGCACCUAUGCACAUAAAAUACCUUCAGGAACAUCAAGAAGAGAAAACGUGCCAGAUAGAAUAUGGUUGCAUAAUUUAGCAUGUACUGGGUCUGAGAAAAGACUGGAAGGAUGUCGACAUAAUGGUUGGGGAUUUGCUCCUUGUGAGCAUGCGGAGGAUGUUGAGAUUACAUGCGAAGAAAUUUUGGAAGAAGUUCGACUCGUGGAUGGUAUCGGUCCUUACACUGGUCGAUUGGAGGUAAAACAUGUGGGCGAAUGGAAGUCUGUAUGUACCUACAUGAGAUGGGAUAGUAAAAACGAUUCGAAAACUGUGUGCAAUCAACUAGGCUACAAAACUAAUGACCCAAACUUUAUAUACGCUGCGCAUAACGAAAAGAUCCGCAUGGGAACCGAUGACGAAUUUUCCAUGGUGCGAAGUAGGUUGACUUGCGAUGGGACAGAAGAUAAUCUUGGGCGAUGUGGUCAUCAGCAUGGAUUCCUUUCCUUUGUUCCUGUAACACCGGCUAGUCUCGGAAGUGCUUUGUAUAAUUGGUGCGUUCACGAAGACAACUCUGUGUGGAUCUACUGCCCAACUGAUACGCCACUGGUUAGUCCGACGCCUGAGUCCUGUAGUGAUGGUUGGUUUCUUGAAAAUAUUGUGACUGAUAAGAUGGUUUGCGCAAAGAAAAUAAUCAUGGAAGAUUGUUCUGUAGCUGGACGCCUCACAGGUUAUCCACUAAUGUGUGAGGAUGAGGAAGGGAACGUCGUAUCUAUGACGGGGUUGAAAAGUGUUGACGGCUGUCCAACAGGUUUUGUGACAACAUACGAUACGUUUGAUGAAAGCGAUAUAAACUGGAUGAAUGAUGUUAUGUCAGCCUAUGGAGAUGAGGAGACUCUUUGAAAAUAAACUAAAGUCUAAGCUUGUAUUCGCGGAUGCAAAUAACAGCUUUCGGCUAAUAGAUUAACCCACUUUUGUAUGGCAAACAAAAAUAUAUGAACUGAAUAGUGGCAGGCGACUAUUCAUAUUAAAAGGAGUUGCCCAUAAAAUAAUAGAUUAAUCCGGUAGCCGACAGUCGAAAGUUGCAUUUUGAUAUUUUCAGCUUGUUUUCAUUUUAGAAGUAUAUGUAGAAUGUAAUUGUGCUUGAGAUUUGAAUGUAAUCGCAUAACAUGCCUUGUUUAUAACCAGGUGACACUUAUCCACAUAUUUCAAACAAUGUUAGAUUAAAAGGAUCAACAAAAUAGAUAAUUGAAGUGAAUAGUUUAUUGCAUUUUUGGGGUUUCUUUUUUUACCAUGG